Molecule: messenger RNA, 503 nt
Organism: Physeter macrocephalus (sperm whale)
Lineage: Eukaryota; Metazoa; Chordata; Mammalia; Artiodactyla; Physeteridae
Gene: UBE2L6
Product: ubiquitin conjugating enzyme E2 L6
Exons: 3
Coding region: 42-503 (153 amino acids)
Source: RefSeq, a predicted model, not a curated record
CUCCCGCUGGAGUCAGUCGGAGCUUCACACUCGGUCCCGAGAUGACGGCGAGCAAGCGGGUGGCGAAGGAGCUGGAGGGCCUUCAGAAGGAGCUCCCCAGGUACCUGCGGAACCUGUUCAGCGAUGAUGCCAACGUGCUGGUGUGGCACGCUCUCCUCCUGCCUGAGAAACCUCCCUACAACCUCAAGGCCUUCAACCUGCGCAUCAGCUUCCCUGAGGAGUAUCCAUUCAAGCCUCCGACAGUGACAUUCACAACCAGGAUCUACCACCCCAAUGUGGACAGCAACGGGCGGGUGUGCCUGCCCAUCAUCAGCAAGGAGAACUGGAAGCCUUUCACCAAGACCUGCCAAGGUGGGCCUGGGCCCUGCCUAGAGGGAGGGACCUGGACUGGAUGGGGGAGGGGGUCAUGGGACCGAUUUUCAGUUGGAGAAGCCCAGAAUAAAGGAGAUAAAAAUUGUGAGUCUCAGCUGAGCCUGUCGUCAGAUAGAAGGGAUGCGUCCUGA